Messenger RNA from Symphalangus syndactylus (siamang), 1892 nucleotides. It is a transcript of the gene BDNF, whose product is annotated as brain derived neurotrophic factor. Lineage: Eukaryota; Metazoa; Chordata; Mammalia; Primates; Hylobatidae. The record is from RefSeq and is a predicted model, not a curated record. Gene Ontology annotation, molecular function: growth factor activity; nerve growth factor receptor binding. Gene Ontology annotation, cellular component: dendrite; synaptic vesicle; axon. Gene Ontology annotation, biological process: neuron projection morphogenesis; modulation of chemical synaptic transmission; negative regulation of neuron apoptotic process.
CCUCGAAUCACCUACCCCCACUCUGGUUAAAGCAGAAUACUUUUUAGUUAUCUUGGUUGCCCUGGUUCGUUAUUAAAAGGGUUAGCUUAUAUGUGUGUUUGCUGGGGCUGGAAGUGAAAACAUCUGCAAAAGCAUGCAAUGCCCUGGAACGGAACUCUUCUAAUAAAAGAUGUAUCAUUUUAAAUGCGCUGAAUUUUGAUUCUGGUAAUUCGUGCACUAGAGUGUCUAUUUCGAGGCAGCGGAGGUAUCAUAUGACAGCGCACGUCAAGGCACCGUGGAGCCCUCUCGUGGACUCCCACCCACUUUCCCAUUCACCGCGGAGAGGGCUGCUCUCGCUGCCGCUCCCCCCGGCGAACUAGCAUGAAAUCUCCCUGCCUCUGCCGAGAUCAAAUGGAGCUUCUCGCUGAUGGGGUGCGAGUAUUACCUCCGCCAUGCAAUUUCCACUAUCAAUAAUUUAACUUCUUUGCUGCAGAACAGAAGGAGUACAUACCGGGCACCAAAGACUCGCGCCCCCUCCCCCCUUUAAUUAAGCGAAGGGAACGUGAAAAAAUAAUAGAGUCUGGGAGUUUUGGGGCCGAAGUCUUUCCCGGAGCAGCUGCCUUGAUGGUUACUUUGACAAGUAGUGACUGAAAAGUUCCACCAGGUGAGAAGAGUGAUGACCAUCCUUUUCCUUACUAUGGUUAUUUCAUACUUUGGUUGCAUGAAGGCUGCCCCCAUGAAAGAAGCAAACGUCCGAGGACAAGGUGGCUUGGCCUACCCAGGUGUGCGGACCCAUGGGACUCUGGAGAGCGUGAAUGGGCCCAAGGCGGGUUCAAGAGGCCUGACAUCGUUGGCUGACACUUUCGAACAUGUGAUAGAAGAGCUGUUGGAUGAGGACCAGAAAGUUCGGCCCAAUGAAGAAAACAAUAAGGACGCAGACUUGUACACGUCCAGGGUGAUGCUCAGUAGUCAAGUGCCUUUGGAGCCUCCUCUUCUCUUUCUGCUGGAGGAAUACAAAAAUUACCUAGAUGCUGCAAACAUGUCCAUGAGGGUCCGGCGCCACUCUGACCCUGCCCGCCGAGGGGAGCUGAGCGUGUGUGACAGUAUUAGCGAGUGGGUAACGGCAGCAGACAAAAAGACUGCAGUGGACAUGUCGGGCGGAACGGUCACAGUCCUUGAAAAGGUCCCUGUAUCAAAAGGCCAACUGAAGCAAUACUUCUACGAGACCAAGUGCAAUCCCAUGGGUUACACAAAAGAAGGCUGCAGAGGCAUAGACAAAAGGCAUUGGAACUCCCAGUGCCGAACUACCCAGUCGUACGUGCGGGCCCUUACCAUGGAUAGCAAAAAGAGAAUUGGCUGGCGAUUCAUAAGGAUAGACACUUCUUGUGUAUGUACAUUGACCAUUAAAAGGGGAAGAUAGUGGAUUUAUGUUGUAUAGAUUAUAUUGAGACAAAAAUUAUCUAUUUGUAUAUAUACAUAACAGGGUAAAUUAUUCAGUUAAGAAAAAAAUAAUUUUAUGAACUGCAUGUAUAAAAGAAGUUUAUACAGUACAGUGGUUCUACAAUCUAUUUAUUGGACAUGUCCAUGACCAGAAGGGAAACAGUCAUUUGCGCACAACUUUAAAAAGUCUGCAUUACAUUCCUUGAUAAUGUUGUGGUUUGUUGCCGUUGCCAAGAAUUGAAAACAUAAAAAGUUAAAAAAAAUAAUAAAUUGCAUGCUGCUUUAAUUGUGAAUUGAUAAUAAACUGUCCUCUUUCAGAAAACAGAGAAAAAACACACACACACAACAAAAAUUUGAACCAAAACAUUCCGUUUACAUUUUAGACAGUAAGUAUCUUCGUUCUUGUUAGUACUCUAUCUGUUUUACUGCUUUUAACUUCUGAUAGCGUUGGAAUUAAAACAAUGUCAAGGUGC